This is a messenger RNA of Ictalurus furcatus (blue catfish), 1968 nucleotides long. RefSeq names its product cAMP responsive element binding protein 3-like 3a (gene creb3l3a). Gene Ontology annotation, biological process: regulation of transcription by RNA polymerase II. The transcript has 10 exons. Bases 130 to 1419 code for a protein of 429 amino acids. The record is from RefSeq and is a predicted model, not a curated record. Gene Ontology annotation, cellular component: nucleus. Gene Ontology annotation, molecular function: RNA polymerase II cis-regulatory region sequence-specific DNA binding; DNA-binding transcription factor activity, RNA polymerase II-specific. NCBI's taxonomy places the organism in Eukaryota, Metazoa, Chordata, Actinopteri, Siluriformes, Ictaluridae.
CAGACAGAGUGAAAGGCAGGACAAAAACACAGUGGAGUACCUUACAAAUCUCUGUUUGUUUAUUAUUAUUAUUUUUAAGUCCUACAGUUGUAAUUAGAUUGCUGGCAGUAUCCUUGUCAGGCCACGGUGAUGGAAUUCUACUCAGAACAGGCCUGUGAAGGGAUAGAACUGCUGGAUCUGCUUUUCGAUAAGAACGAUGGCAUCUUGUGCCAUGAGAACAUGACACAUCUUAAUGGCCAGCCUUGGCCGAUGCAAGACCCUAAUAUGAUGAUGCCAGCUCAGGGUACUAAAGACUUCCUCAACGCCCUGCUGAGUGGGACCCACUCUGCGUCUGCCUCUCCGUUAUGGCCGCCCUCUCCAAGUGACAGCGGAAUAAGUGAGGACCCGCACUCUGACCAGAAUGACAGCCCUCCACCGCCUGGGAGUCCCCCUCUGGAUCCCUGCUGUGUGCCUCCACACACACAUUACGCUCCUGCUCCAAACACAGCUGUGGCCAUCAAUCCCGAUGGCUGGGGGUCUGUUAGUUUACUGGAAAAGGGUGCAGGGAUUCACCAUGCGUGUAAAGUGACCCCAGCUCAACUGGACACCUUCCCUCUAACCAUCAAGGAUCUGCUGCUCUCUGGCACUCCAGAGCCUCUUCCACCAGCUUCACAGCAAUCUUGCCAGGAGCUGCUUCUCAAUGAGGAGGAGAAGAAGCUUCUCGUCAAGGAGGGAGUGACUUUGCCAAGUCAACUUCCUCUUACAAAGUUUGAGGAGAGAAUUCUGAAGAAAAUCCGCAGGAAGAUCCGCAACAAGCAGUCUGCCCAGGAGAGCAGGAAGAAGAAGAAAGAAUACGUAGAUGGAUUGGAAAGCAGGAUGGUAGCUUGCAAUGUGGAGAACCAGGAGCUGCAGAGGAAAGUCUUCCAGCUGGAGAAAUGUAACAUAUCUCUGAUGGAGCAGCUGCGUCGGCUGCAGGCUAUGGUCAUGAAUGGAUCUAACAAACUGGCUCAGACCGGGACCUGUGUGCUGGUGCUACUGCUGUCAUUCACUUUGAUUCUGCUGCCCAGCCUGAAGCCCUUCACUGAGACCAAGGUCAACCAGCCUGGAGACUUCAGUCCACUUAGAGUUCAGUCACGGUCAUUGCACAGUCUGCAGUCCUCUCGGGUGAUGCAUGCUCUCGAGCGCCCUUACUCAGUGGCAGAGGACUCCAAGCCUGUUCCUGGUUUUCCUGACAAUGAAGGCAUGGAUGAGAUAACAUCUCUAAUGGAGAAACUUGGUCGUGGGCCAGGAUUGGCUGAUUACAACCUAGGAUCUCACAACACUAGCCUAGACCAGCAUGAUGAUCAUUACCAUGGUGACCCCAUUACUGGGCAUAUAGCAACAGUGACUUUGAGCUCACAGCGUGGCGCAAGGCUCCAGCCACACGCAGAUGACAUGUAAAGGGUAGGGAGGGAUUUGUGUCAGGAUUUGUCUAACCUCCUUCUACAGAGUAAGUCUGCUGCCAGCAAAGCAAUGUAGCCUUUUGUCCUUUACCUCCAAAACUAAUAAGUGGCAGAUAAAAUGUUAUAACACUAAGAUUUAGCAUGUUGUGUAAGCUUGCUGAAACCUUAGAUCAACUUAUAUGCUGGACUAUACCUGCACAGGGAUAAGACAUAAAGGGCAGAGAUAGAUCCGCAGCAGGAUUUCCCAGAACUCCUGCAUACAGCAAAACCAAGUUUGCCCUUUACUUUUAAUAACACUACGAUUUUGUAUGUUGAAAAUCAUUGGUGAAACUAAAACUCAACUUAUACAUGGGUAUAGAGGUUGUUGAUGCUUAAAAGAAAGGAUUAUGCACCGAAAAUAAUUCAUUCCCAAUGAUUAGUGGGAUCCUUUCUAUUCUGCAUGUUAGUUUUGUUAACGAAUGAUUUGUGAAAAAAAGCAACAUUUUGCUUCUACAUGUAACAGAAGCUAUGAUAAGUAUCUGUGAUGAACAAAUAACUCCAUGUCAUA